Messenger RNA from Naegleria lovaniensis, 768 nucleotides. RefSeq lists its product as uncharacterized. NCBI's taxonomy places the organism in Eukaryota, Heterolobosea, Eutetramitea, Acrasida, Naegleriidae. The transcript has a single exon. The record is from RefSeq and is a predicted model, not a curated record. The coding region runs from base 1 to 768 and encodes 255 amino acids.
AUGAUCAUCUCGUCAUUCGUUGGUUCUUCAUUCAUUGCCACUAAAUUAUUUUCAGGAGAAGAAUCAUGGCCUUAUCAUGUCCAUUCACCUGUAGACACUACUCAUGAGGCACAUUUCAUUAAGAACAUUUGUGGUGAGGAUCAAUAUGUUCAUUCCUCAUCGAGUCAUCAUCAUCAUCAUGAGGAUCAGCACGAACAAAUUGAUUACUACUUGCAUGUCAAGAUUCACGGAUAUGGAUCACUGGAUGGAGAUCUCUCCGAGCUUGAACAAGUAAUGGGAUUACCAAUUGCCUCCAUCGAUAUACAUCGCCUCUAUAUUUCAACAAGUUCCUUUUACCCAUUAACUGAAAUGGAAAUGGCAUUAAUUCCUUACAAUGCUCAUGUUUUAUUAUACUCGUCUUCGAAAUUGGAAAAGGAGGUGCAAUUACAUAUUGGAUCCAUAGAGCAAGUCAAGCCACUCUUGAAGAACAAGCAAUUGCAUGUAUAUUUACCGUAUUCAUUUGUGACUGAACAACAGUGGCAUGAUAAGGCAAGAAGACAAUUCAUUUAUCGAAUUGACAGUCAAGAAGAAAAGAAUAUGAUUACACACUCAUGUGAAUAUUUAGAUUUAGAAAAGUAUUCGAAACUGUUACGUGUUUUAAGUAUUCAUGAUGAUGAAUCAAUGAAUGUGGAGAGAUGGGCAGGACAAAGCUGGUCGUUCUUUUUACCUUCCUACUGCUUUGAGAAGGGGAUUAUUGAAAAAUCAUUUUGUGAGAGUUAUGAUCCUUAA